GGGAUAUAAAAGGCCGCCCCAGACACGCUGGCUUCAGAGAGCGCGCAGCGAAGGAUCUGGAACUGGUGAGCGUCUGCAGUCCUCGAAGUAUCCGCUUCUCUUCCUGUGGCCAAAAUGUGUGACAAGCCAGAUCUCUCCGAAGUUGAGAAGUUCGAUAAAAAGAAGCUGAAGAAGACCAACACGGAAGAGAAGAACACGCUUCCUUCCAAAGAGACCAUUGACCAGGAAAAGGAGUGCGCCAAGUCCUCGUAGAGAUGGGCCCUCAGCACAAAAUGCCAACGCUCUUCCCUUUUUGUUCUUGUUCUUUUUUUUUAAUAACUGGGUUUUUUUAAUACAAUGCAUAUUGUGUAUUGAGAAAUGCUGCAGCCUCUUCCAUUGCGAUUGUCUCUCCUUCGCUGCUUUGGGUCCCUCCAAAGUUUGGCAAAAGCUGCCUUCCUUUGGCUUGGCUGCCGCCUCUCAUCAUCGCUGGUGCUGCCUGAGGCCACGAGAGAAGAGCAAACGAUGCAGAAA
Messenger RNA from Elgaria multicarinata webbii, 510 nucleotides. RefSeq names its product thymosin beta-15A homolog. Gene Ontology annotation, biological process: regulation of cell migration; actin filament organization. The record is from RefSeq and is a predicted model, not a curated record. Bases 115 to 252 code for a protein of 45 amino acids. Gene Ontology annotation, molecular function: actin monomer binding. Lineage: Eukaryota; Metazoa; Chordata; Lepidosauria; Squamata; Anguidae. Gene Ontology annotation, cellular component: cytoplasm. The transcript has 3 exons.